Messenger RNA from Emiliania huxleyi CCMP1516, 1248 nucleotides. RefSeq lists its product as hypothetical. The transcript has a single exon. The record is from RefSeq and is a predicted model, not a curated record. Lineage: Eukaryota; Haptophyta; Isochrysidales; Noelaerhabdaceae. The coding region runs from base 1 to 1248 and encodes 415 amino acids.
AUGCUGUGGGUCGGGCCUCAAAACGGACGAUUGGAGGCUCUAAGACGCUCCUACAUUCGCUUCCGCGGCGGCGCUGUGCUGCAAGCCGAGUUCGAUCGCGGCGCGGAGCGAGUGGCUCUGGUCGGCAUGACGCCUGGCGGCGCACAGUGCUCGCGUCUCGGCGUGUUCGUAAAGCGACACGAUCGGGUCGUCAACGGAAUGCCAUCCUACGAGAAGAAGGAUGGCGACCCAAGCGUGGUGAUGUGGUAUUGUGACGGGUGGAAGGUGGGUCAUGCGAAGAAGCAAGGCAGCAAGAGCUGCGGCAUCAGCUGCCCCGACAACAGCUUUGCUCCUGAGACCGCCGGCCGCUCAUGGCGCGUCCUCCUGCCGGGUGGUGUAGGCUGGUGUGAAGCACCCGACGUCCGCUGCAUCGCGGGCACCGCGCUGGACGAGGAGAGCAAGCGGCCAGCGGCGAAAAGGGAGAACCGGCAAAGGCACGACACCGCCGCCGGCGUCUCUGCAGGCCAGCAAGUGCAGCUCCAGAUGCAGGCGCCACAGCCAGCCGUCAUGAUAGAUCCAUCGCUGCUUGCUAGUAGCAUGGCAGUCGUGAACGACCUUGAAAACGUCAUGCUCCGUCGGCGAGACAACCAAGUAGUCGGUCGGAAAGUUAUUGCUCCCGGGACCGACCUGGCCGAAGGAAGGCAGCCGAUGCGUGACGCCACCGGCAAGGUUGUGCUCGAGCUCGAGUAUGCCUCUUCCAACUGUCACGGGUAUCAGUUUAGCGCGCGAUUGGUGACCGCCGACAGGUCCACGGUUGUCGCCGAGUUCGCGCGUGAUGCCACCACCACGCGGACGCUGAUGUCGAACGGCUUCAACUUCGCGCCGUGCGAGGUGACCAUUAGUGGCAGACCAUACGGCACGAUGUCAUCAAACUCGUCUCGAUUAACGCUGACGCGCGCAGACGGUAUCACUGGCCUUCGGGUGGGGAGGGCUCCGUCGACGCGCAUCUGCUGCGCCCCUUACGAGACGACCGUGGUUGCAACGAGACGAGACGUCCAUCGAGGCCACGUUGCCAGCUACACGACGGACAACGACUCGUGCGGGUGUGUGCCCAACACGGGGCAGCGGCGCGCCUGCCAGCUCGAUGCGGCCGCCGGCGACGGGUUGACGCGGCUCGAUCUGCUUCUCAUCUUCACGUUCGUCGCGUUGGAGGAGCUCAUCUCCAUACACGCAGCGUCGAAUACACACGUGCAUGAGGGUGUGGGAUGA